Messenger RNA from Fusarium fujikuroi IMI 58289, 489 nucleotides. RefSeq lists its product as uncharacterized. The coding region runs from base 1 to 489 and encodes 162 amino acids. Lineage: Eukaryota; Fungi; Ascomycota; Sordariomycetes; Hypocreales; Nectriaceae. The transcript has a single exon. The record is from RefSeq and is a predicted model, not a curated record.
AUGGUAAGAUUGCUACUGAGUCGAUAUCCGAGAUUGACCACUACUUCCAGCACGUACGGAGCCUCAUCACGGUGUGUCUACUUUAUUUAUCAAACUGCGGCCGACGACCACGCUAAGAUUACGUCCUGGGGUUGCGAUAAAACACCAACGACAUACAUCGUCGGACCGCUGCAGGCUGAGGAAACUUCAUCGACAACAGCAGCCGUGGAUGACGAAAGAGACUCGAUCUCUGGUAUUUCAAAAGAUGCUAAGAUUGUUCUCGCCGUGGUUCUCCCCCUUGCAGGGUUGGGGAUUAUUAUAGCUGCAGCCAUGUUAUUCCUCCGCCAGCGGAAGAAGAGAGUAGCCAACGGGCCCAAGCCAGUGGGUGGAGGAGCAAGAUCUGAGAUGGAGCAGACUACGGAACGUGCGCCCGUCACUGCAGUACCGCCGUAUGAGAUGGGUAACAACGUCUUGAGGCCUGAACUAGACAGCCGCGAGGUUCGUCAGUGA